Coturnix japonica (Japanese quail) is the source of this 2268-nucleotide messenger RNA. It is a transcript of the gene ORC3, whose product is annotated as origin recognition complex subunit 3. Gene Ontology annotation, biological process: DNA replication initiation; DNA replication. Gene Ontology annotation, cellular component: DNA replication preinitiation complex; nuclear pre-replicative complex; nuclear origin of replication recognition complex. The record is from RefSeq and is a predicted model, not a curated record. Gene Ontology annotation, molecular function: DNA replication origin binding. NCBI's taxonomy places the organism in Eukaryota, Metazoa, Chordata, Aves, Galliformes, Phasianidae.
ACUGCGCCUGCUCGGAGGGUCAUUGCUUGGUGUUGCCGCUCCUCCUCCUGUUGCCGUGUGUCCGUGAGCGCGGGGCUGGAGCCAUGAGCACGCGGUCCCUCUCCAAGGGCUGCUUUGUUUUUAAACCAAGUCCCAAGAAGAGAAAGGUGUCUCGAACAACAGCUGACUAUUUCAGAGAAGGACACAGUGAUUUGGAGGACAGUGAUCUACGGUUUGCUACUUGCCAGUCAUUACAGAAACAGGUCAAGUCAGAAACAGAGCAAAUAGAGGAAGAAUUGAAUGAACAGUUAUUUGAUAACUUAGUGAGUUUUUUGAGGCGGUCUCAUUCUGCGUUCCAAGAGAAGAAAACAGAAUGGAUGUGUCGGGUGAAGUCCAGAGAAAUCCCUACUGCGGCUCUUGUCUUAGGUGUGAAUGUUACAGAUCACGACUUCACCUUUCGAAGUCUCUCAGAAGUCCUUCAGAAUCAAGUUACUCCUUACAUAGCAUUGCUGGAAGCCAAAGAUUGCCCAGGCAUAAAGAAUCUGAUGCAGAAGCUGUUGGGACAGCUGAUGAACUGCUGUAUAGAUGUGGACUCAUCGGAAGAGGAGGACUAUGAACACGUUCCCCGUAACAGAGUACGUUGUUCAAUGACUUCUCUUAUCAACUGGUAUGAGAAUGCGACAAAGAGAACAGAUUCUGAUACUCCGGGCAAAAAAAGAACAUCUUCCAGACACUGCCAGUCUCCUCCAGUUGUUGUUAUCUUCAAAGACAUGGAAAGUUUCACCACAAAAGUACUUCAGGACUUUGUAGUUAUCAGCAGUCAGCAUAUUGGUGAAUUUCCUCUCAUACUGAUUUUUGGAAUCGCUACAUCUCCAAUGAUUAUCCACAGCUUACUUCCUCACUCUGUUUCCUCUCUGCUGUGCAUUGAGCUUUUCCAGUCCCUUUCCUGUAAGGACCACCUGUCUACUAUAAUUGACAAGGUACUUUUAACAACCCAGUUUCCACUUAAACUGAGUGAGAAAGUUCUGCAGGUUCUCAUCAACAUAUUCCUCUACCAUGAUUUUUCUGUCCAGAAUUUUAUCAAAGGAUUUCAGCUCUGUAUUGUGGAGCACUUCCAUUCCAAUCCUCUUAGUAUACUGUGUUGCCAGCUGGAAGAAGCAAAGAGAAGAGUAAAUUCUUUAUCACAUAAUCAGUGUGAAAACGUUCGAAGACUGCCCUCUUUUAGAAGGUUUGUGGAAAGUCAAGUCUCAGAGAAACAGAUUGCACUGCUGACAGCAGAUAGUUCCUUAAAGGAAGCAGUGCGGCAGCUGCUAGAGGACUUGAAUGUCUACCAUGAAAAUUAUUUUCCCAUUCUGAGAUGUCUUCAUGUUUUCACAUCUUCUCUUCCAAAGUAUCCUUUGGGCAAGCAGAUCAGGGAACUGCACUGUGCAUGUUUGGAAAACCGAGUGUGGGAGACAGAGGAAUAUGAGUCAUCUCUUCAGUUAGCAAGGAUGUUGAAUAAGUCUGAUUUGGUAACGAUGCUUCAAAAGUGUGUGGAAAUUCUUGUGUCAUCUCCUGGAAGGGAGUUUGAUGAGAUAGUAGAGAAGCUGAAGGAGUUCUUGACCCGGUUUCAGAAACUAGAAGAAGUGUACCAAGAACAAGAUGAGUCCAUAUCACCACAAAAAGAGCUCCAGAAGAAGACAAAUCUUCAUCAUCUUCAGAAGACUUUGUUGGAGAUGAAGGAAUCAAGGCGGUCUAAGAAGCUGACAAAGUUUGAAAUGCUUCGUUUUGAAGUUGUUGACUAUAUAGACAGUCUUGUAAGACGUUACCUUGUUCCAGCAGACCACAAGACUCUGCAUGAGAUUGUGUAUUUCAACACAGCCAGCGUUCUCCGCGAGCACUUGAAUGCUGCCCCGAGGAUUGCACUGCACACAGCUCUGAAUAACCCAUACUCCUACCUGAAGAGUGAAGCACUGAAAAGUGAUGGAGGAAGCAUUUCUAACAAAGCCCCUGACAUAUGCAUUGCCUAUAAGCUUCAUUUGGAAUGUGGCAGAUUGAUUAACCUCGUUGAUUGGUUAGAGGCUUUCUCCACUGUGGUGACGGCAGCUGAGGGACCGACUGCAGACGCAGCAUCCUUAGAGCAGGUGGAUGAUGUUAUACACGCUCGUUUUAUUCGAGCUGUUUCUGAACUGGAACUCCUGGGCUUCAUAAAGCCCAGCAAGCAGAAAACUGAUCACGUGGCACGGCUGACCUGGGGAGGCUGUUAAUGUGCCACCACAACCUUAAUAAAGCUGUUCUUUGUAACCUGGU